UCGGGGGAGGGGGGGGAAGAUGGCGGCGUCCUCGUUGGAGCAGAAGCUGUCCCGCUUGGAGGCCAAGCUGAAACAGGAGAACAGGGAGGCCCGCCGGCGCAUCGACCUCAACCUGGAGAUCAGUCCGGCCCGGGCUCGGCCUAUUAUUGUGAUCACUCUAAGCCCUGCUCCCGCUCCAUCCCAACGUGCAGCAUUGCAGCUUCCCUUAGCCAAUGAUGGCAGCAGCCGUUCUUCCUCGUUGGAAAACUCGCCCCAACAUCACACACAUCCGUCACGCCCCCGAAAUAUUCUGGGCCUUCCUCCUCAGCCGCCAUUCCUCAUGCACAGGAGCAUGGAGAGCAUAGAAAUCGAUCAAAAAUUGCAGGAGAUCAUGAAGCAAACUGGCUACUUGACCAUUGGAGGUCAGAGAUAUCAAGCUGAAAUCCAUGACCUAGAAAACCUGGGUGAGAUUGGUAGUGGGACAUGUGGACAGGUGUGGAAAAUGCGCUUCAAGAAAACAGGACACAUCAUAGCUGUGAAGCAAAUGCGUCGUUCUGGUAACAAAGAAGAGAACAAGAGGAUCCUAAUGGAUCUAGAUGUGGUGCUGAAGAGUCAUGACUGUCCCUAUAUUGUUCAGUGCUUUGGGACUUUCAUCACAAAUACUGAUGUUUUCAUAGCAAUGGAGCUAAUGGGCACAUGUGCAGAGAAGCUGAAGAAACGCAUUCAAGGACCUAUCCCUGAGAGGAUCUUGGGAAAGAUGACUGUGGCGAUUGUGAAAGCCCUCUAUUAUUUGAAAGAGAAGCAUGGUGUCAUUCAUAGAGAUGUGAAGCCUUCCAAUAUUUUGUUGGAUGAGAGGGGGCAAAUCAAGCUGUGUGACUUUGGGAUCAGUGGGAGGCUGGUAGACUCAAAAGCCAAAACCCGGAGUGCCGGUUGUGCAGCAUAUAUGGCGCCUGAAAGAAUAGAUCCUCCUGAUCCCUCAAAACCUGAUUAUGAUAUCCGUGCAGAUGUGUGGAGCCUGGGCAUUUCUCUGGUUGAGUUAGCUACAGGUCAGUUUCCCUACAAGAACUGCAAAACAGAUUUUGAGGUCCUCACCAAGGUUUUGCAGGAAGAUCCUCCUCUUCUCCCAAAUAACAUGGAAUUUUCUGUGGAUUUCCAGUCCUUUGUAAAAGACUGCCUUACUAAAGAUCACAGGAAGAGACCAAAGUACAACAAGCUACUUGAACACAACUUCAUCAAGCGUUACGAGACACUGGAAGUGGAUGUGGCAUCUUGGUUCAAAGAUGUCAUGGCUAAGACAGAGUCACCCCGCACGAGCAGCAUCCUCAGCCAGCAUCACCUGCCAUUCUUCACCAGGUAGCCAUGCAGUGUGGCUGCUGUACCAGGGAAGGGGCCCUUGGCUGCCAGAUCUUAAGAGAGAGAGCACCACAACAAGCACCAGCCUUCACUAGAACAACUCUUCAGUGGCAUGAAUUAUCUGCUUCACCUGCUCAGUCACCCUUGCCCAUUUUGUCUUCUUCAGUAUUGCCAGGAAGAGAUGGGUCAUAGGUCUGGUCUUUCUGGAAUGUGGGUAUGUUCCAGGGCCUUUGGCAUUCCAGGCACCACACCAGACAGCCCAAAUGUACAACGCUUUGGAUGAGAAAGUACUUCUUCCGCCUAUGCUUGUAUGUUUCUGGGAUUGAGCAUCGGCCAUCAGGGGUUGCCACCCAGUGAGAGUGUGCUCCUGCUUGUCUCUCUCUACUGUGACCAGAGGCUCGAGGAUAUGCAACAGUGACGCUUGCUCACGCACUGUGAACAGACAGAAAACACACAAAAGGAAAAAAGAAAAGAUAUUUUUUUUACAAGUUAUUUAUUAAGUUUGGACUUCUGGUGCUGUGGGCUGCCUGCUGCCCCUGUUCACCGGUCUCUGCGUUAUUACAUGUCCUUUAUUUGUUUGAUUUUUUUCUCUCUGUGUUUUUGGAUUUGUAUUUGCUAAAGAGGAAUGGGGGCUGGGAUAGAUGAAUUGGCUGCUGCUAUUGAUGCUUAGCUUAGCAGUUGCGGUUGUCUUGAUUUUGUUUGUUCAUAGGGCUUGCGGGUGGGGGUUGCCCUGGAAAGGAAAUGUGUGCUAGAUUCUUGCCCAAGAGUUGCUCAGUUAAAGUAAAUUUUCCCCCUCUUUGGUUCUUUUGAUCUCAGGGUUCCUCUUUUAAGUGUGAGCAAAGUUUUGUCAUUGGUGUUUUAUUACCAAAGUGUGUGUUUGGUGCUAGGAUAAAUGCUUGUUCAUUUUCUUCCAGUAUUUAAGAAAAGGAAAAGCAGAACUUAAAGAUAAUCCUGGCAUCAAGAAAGCCAUUAAAAAAGAGAGUCAGCCCAAAUUAUCUCUAACAUUAGAGAUUCUUUAAAAAAAAAAAAAAAAGUAAUGGUCACAAAUUUAUGACCUCUGAUCUGUUGUGGACUUACUGGUUUAGAGUCUUAACUGGUAGCAACUAUGUAUUUCCAAUUGAGGAGCAAUCAGUUUGCUCUAUGAGACCACUGGCUUGGAACAGUAGCAUCUGUGUGGAUGCUUAACUUUCAAGCAUAUAUGUGUGGUCCUAAACUAUACAGAAGGUUCAGUAAACAAAGAAAGUAGCAUUCUCCUUUAUUUCAGAAUCAAGCUUCUUUUUUGCUAACACUUUCCACAGGAUAAAUGAAAGAAGAGACAAGAUCCAAUCACUUAAAAUUCAAAGGCACCUUUUAAACUGGCCAGCAUUUUCAAGUUGAUGGAGGCAUGCCAGAGGAACCAAGGUGUCUGGGUCACUAACGUUGUAUUGUAAUUUGCAGGCAGUCCGAGCCAUCUUUCAUUUGGAAAUGAAAGUUGGCCAGAGACUUUUGGGAGUGAGUCAGGAGGUUGUUUUCAGGCAGUUCCCAGUUGUAGCGUUUCCAAGAUUCUGGAACUAGUGUACUACUCGAACCUCUGAAUAUUGUUCUGGAGUUGAGACUUGUUCCUGCUUUCUCCUACUAGCAAAAGCUUGGAUACUAUAGCAGAGGCCAGAAAAGGCCCCACACAGUUGUAUCCUCAUUAGGAGGCUGUAGUUAAUGCAGGGCUGAAAAGGAGGUGCAUUUGUAAUGUUUGAUAUUCCAGGUAUAUCAGCCUGGUAUCACCCUGAGAUAAUGGGUCCCGCAUUAUCUGAAUACAAUUUAGUGUAUUCUGGCUGUUCUGCAAAAGAAGCCAUUGCAUUUACAGGACUGAAGGAGUCAGUGGCAGAACCAGAGGAGGAAGAAGAAGCUUUAGCAGAGCCAUAUGUUCAGACUUGGCAUACGGAGGGCUUGGUUAUUAGAGACGAGUUGCUAUGAAGUCAGAUAGGCCUUGCUGAGGUUUUGUCACAGAAGGUGAAUGUGCAAAUCUUACUGGAAAGUAUACAGAUAAUAUGCAUGUUCUGUGAGUGCAGUGCUUUUCAGAACAAAUCCUAACACAGAUUGCAAGGUGCCAAAGAAUUUGGAGAGGAAGGAGAACUGUAUAAGAUGUAGCUCACCUGUUCAGGUGACUGGGUCAAGGUUACUGCAUCGUGUAGACACUCUAUUACUCUGCCAGCUUUAAUUAUGACUAUUAAGGUAGCAUUAUUCAGAAUCUAAAAAACAAGGCUAUUCGUCAUGUGCAAAAACUUUACAAGGCAUGGGAAUUUGUAUAAGAAGAAAAGUGUUUUGAGUGUGUUAUAUGACAAGAGAUCCAUUAUAUGAAAGAAGAUAGAAAAGGAAGGGAGGGAGGAAGGAAGGAAGGGAGGGAGGGAAGAGCUAGCGAAAAUAAAGUGCAGCAAGCAGAAAGAGAAUUUAUGGCUUAAGAAACAAGUUGGAAACAAGGAAUGAUUAUUAGAAGUUUUUACAGAAAUUCAGUAGGAUGAAGCCAGAAGAAAGGUAUAUGAAAAGAAAUGAAGGAUGGUGUAUUAGGGAGACAUUUAAAAGAUGCUUAACUUUCAAGAUGAAUUCCUUUAACAAGUUUAUUUAGAUUCAUUUCACUGGUGAAUUUUGAUUUUACUUAUGAUGGUAACUUCCUAAAAGCUUUCCUCAAUUCUAAAAAAUUCUGAAAGGUAUUUUGGCCCAGUUUGGAAAUACAUUCUAUGUCCAAAUUGAGCUAUAAUACCUUUGGCAAAAUGUAUCUUGCUAAAUCAUGGUCAAGAGAGACAGGAACAAAUAUUAGCUCCUGAUUAGUAAAACAGAAUUUUUAAAAACCUUCUGUUUUUGAACAUAAUGGGGAUGGAAAUCGAAGAUAAAUGGGAUUGACUUACCAGUGAAGUGUGGGGGGGACAUUUAGGCCCAGCACUUAUUCUCAACUUUAUAAUAUAUGGCUUUGGCUUUCAAGAUCUGUUAUAGUUAAUUGUUUUCCAUGUUUAGGUAAUCCAGUGGUCUGCAGGGAUAUGUUCUAUAUAACCAUAAACCAAAUUAUUAAGAUGCCCAUUUCCUUUGAGGCCCACUUAAUAAGCUUCACUUGGGGGUCAUACAGGUCUCAAGCUCCAAAAUCAUUAUAGAAUAAUUUAUGAAGUGAUUAUUGUAUCUAUAAAGAUACUAUGAAAGUGAUUAUUUGCCAGGAUAUUAAGGAAGGAUAUUUUAUUGUAUUUUUAAUUGUUGUGAAGUGCCAAGAGUUAUGAGUCAGGGUGGCAUAUAAACUUAAUAAAUAAAGGUAGAGAAGAAUAAAGCAUGUUUUCUAGAGCCAUUUUGAAAAGUGAUGAGAAAAUUUUGUAUAUUUUGUGGCAAAAUUGGGAAUCAAACAAAGCCUGAAAUGUUUAGAGCAAGAAUGAAACAGGUGCAGUACACAAAACAGCCUCCGGACAACUGUUUCCAUCAGGGACAGGGUCUAAUGGCUAAAGGAUGUAGUGUAAAAAUCAUGGUAGAGCUACAAUCUGGGUGACUGAUUAAUGAGACUGCAUUAGGACAGUUGCAGUAGAAUUCCCAUUAUAUAUGUAUUAAAUCAAAGUAGUCUUAUCUUAGUGACAGGCUCUCAUUUUUCUGCUAGCAUUUUGUUCAGUAAUUCUGUGUAUUUUGCUAACUGCUUAGAGGAAUUCAUCUUGGAAAGUAAAUUGCUGAUUGGCAAGCUAUCAGGGCCUGGGCAUAUAACACUCUGGGUUAAGAAUGUGGGAGAGGGUUCAGAGCAUAGAGAUAUUUAGGAGGGAGUGAAAAGCGGGUUUCCAAAUCUACGUUGAAGAACAGCAUGUACAAGCUGAUAGCGGCAUGGCUACAUAGAGAAAAGAGUGAUGUGCAGAACUGCCCGCUGGAAUAAAGGAAUGUAUAGAAAGUAAGCAGAAAGGCUAUAGAUGGUGGACAGAAGAAUGGCCAUCUAAGCAGUUGAAUAGCCUUGUCCUAACAGCUUGAUGUACCCUUAUUCUGGCUUUGUUGCUUGUUAUUCCAUCUUGCUAGACUAUUAAAUAUACUUCAGCAACGUAACCAUAGUAGUUGGUAGAGAACAAGUGAUACAUAAUAUGACAGCUGGCAUUUUCACCCCUCCAGGAGAUCUUUAUCCUGAAGCUAGCAGUGAAUCUGCAUUCUGACUGGAUAGAAAACUUUUUUAGUUUUUAAAGCUCCAAAUCUCUUAACUGUUUUAAUAGCAGUUCCCAGCAUGAAUUGGUUAAAGCUGAACCAGUCCCCUGGAAGUCUUAAUCAAACAAUGAACUGGGGGCAAAGAAGUUGUUAAAUAACCAGAUCUUCUUCUUUAUAAAAAGCAAAAUCCCACUAAUCCUGAGUUUGUAAACUUGAGAUAAUUUUUUAUAAAUACGUUUUUUGUGUUUCUUUCUGGUGUUUUUAAGAAUUUGAUAGUAAUUUAUUUGCUGCUUCUUGGGACAAAUGGGGGCCUAUUGACUCCUAUGAAUAAGUGCCUUCUAUUCCCUCCCUGCCAGAAAUAAUACCAGUUGCAUUUUUAAGGUAACAGGAUUUAAGUUACUGUUGACUAUUUCUUAUAUCGCAUCUUGUGAACUUGGAAUUGUUAAAAAAGUGGCCCAUUCUUGAAAAAUGCUUAAAACAAUCAGUAGUCAUAAGAGCAUUGAUUGUGCUCAACUUACCUUUUCUACUGGGAGCUUGUAGUAUCCAUCCUUUGGCUGUUAUAUCCACAUGACAGUUCUGAAAGCCCUUUAAUCUUCCAGAUGUUUUUGGGCUACAUCUGUUUUCAUCUCCUUAACCAGAGGGGGUUAAUAGAAGAUGCAGUUCAGAGGGUCACAGAUUCUAACCCUACUGAGUGCCACAAGUCUUCAAGGCCCAGGAGAGCUACUUCUAGAAAGUUAGGAAAUUAAUUAGCCAAAAUUAUUGAAAAUGUGUCUAGUAAGGUUCUGUUUUAUUACAUGAACAGAAGAACAGUAGCGGGGAAGGAAAAGGGUACCAUCAAUCUCAUGAUUUUGUCAUCCUUCCUUUCCACGGCAAACAUUUGAGUCAUUUCAGAGGCUUCAAGGAAUUAGACUGCCUUGUAUUUAAGUAUUUCAGUGCGAUCAAAAUGGGACUGUAGUAUUUGUAAGUGGCUAAUAGAUGAAAGAUAUUAGCUGCUGUUUUAUAAAAUUGUAGAACAGAAUAAUUCUUCUGUUACAAAAUGCAGCAAGUGUCAAUUAGGAUUAAGUUUCUAGACAGGAAACAGCUUUCUUAAACUAAAACUAUAUCCUUUUCCAGAUGAAAGAAAGAAGUAUAGGGAAUUAUGGAAAAAAAUUGAUUCACUUCCUAAAGGGAUAUUAUUAUCAAGAAUUCAGGAUAGUUUUUGUUGUGGCAAGUUUUAAAUAAAAGAGUUUACUGGAAAUGUUGGUACAAGAGAGGUGCUGUUUUUGUCCCUCUCAAGAAAUUAGUGUGGAUUCAUUGUUCUGUUUCCUCUUGGAUUUGAAGCUUUAGGAUAUCACAGACUAUCCUAAAAACGUUGGCCUCUGGAAAAACAUGUAUCUUCCUCCUUUUGGUUUAAAGAGAAAGCAAGAAUAGUCUCUUACAAGGAGCUUGCCUACCUUUCAAAUUUGGAAGAAUGCCUUCUUCCAUUUCGAAGCAGCUGAAAUAUAGAUUCCUUGUUGGGGAAGAUGUGGGGCAGUAGUAGGUAUAGGAAGUGUUAAAGGGUUUUUUUCAAUUGUUCAAAAUAUGGGAUGUCUUUUAAAGAAGAGAGAGAAAUGCAGUUUUAUUGCAUUUUUAGAAUUAUUUUUUUAAUGUAUUGAUUUAGAACAAAUCUUUGUUAAUGUUAUUUUUAAUCUGGGUGGCUCAUGUUUACAAUCGCCUGCCUGACAUCUGCUCUUAAAGUGUGUGGGGAUAUUGGGGUUGGGGAGGGGCACCUGUGUGCAGCGUGUGAUGCAUGCAAUUCAAAUGGGGAUUUUAAACAAAACUGUAAAAAAAUCAUGCCAAAGUUAAGGCAGAGAUUAGCUGGAUAGAUGGUUAUAUUCUAGGCAUUAGCAGUUCACUAUAUUCUCUAUAUAUCAUAUAUUAUAAAUUUGCAUGUUAAAGUAAAUAGAAGUAACCUAUCCUAUACAGAAAGCAACUUUUAACUUGGAUUCCUUGUAAAUUUGGUCACUUGUCUUGAUUCAGGAUUGUCUGAACACCUGUUUUAGGACCUGCUUGGUUUUGUUUUUUGUUUUUGGUAGCCACUAAAUCUUUGUUUUGUUAUCUUUUCAUGAAAAGGGCAUGAUUUAUCCAAAGUUUCAUAGAGGGGGUUGAGAAUAGAGCAACCUGAGUUGCAGCCAGCACAGAACUGGUGGUCAGUGGGCAUUUCCCCAGACAGUAUGCCUUUCUUUUUUGCUGGCCUAUUCUACUGGAAUCUACAUAAUGAAAGUAUUGGAGGACUUUGCACCACUGAAGGCACCUGGUCAAUGUUAUACCCUUAGGAAGGUCAAAGAUUUCAGUUUGGCUUUGUUUGUUCAACCGUUUGCUCUGUUGUUACUUCCAAUAAUCAAGGCUACAUUUGUGUACAUUUAUUUAUUGCCCACAGGGAACUGUGUGUUAUUUUAAUUUUUUUUUUAACUUCCCUUUCUUUCACUUCUUAAAGAAAAUGUAUUUUUUGUUGAUAGCAUUCACUGAAUAGACUGUCAAAGUGGAAAGAUGGGACAUAGCAAAUAACACUGCAGUCUUUAGAAUUUUGUUCUGCUAAAUCCCAGCAUUGAUACUUUUCCAAGAGACGUGUGGUAUUCAAGCUGCAGCUGGGCAUGAGAGGUUCUGGACCCAUGUAACUUUGAAACCCCCAGGGUUCAAUGUCCCAUCUUCAUGCUGUUCAAGGGACCCAAAGAAAGCAGAUCAUCAACAAAGGGAUAGGGAAGUAAACUUUUUUUUUUUUUUAAGUUUGGUUGACAGAUAGAUGAAAUUAUUUGUAGGCAGUAUUGGGAGGAGAUGUGAGACUGGGAAUCAGGAUGCUCAAAAUUAUGUAGAAUUACCAAACUAUAUUGAAUCGUGAGAUUUGCUUUAUACCUGUAAUUUAAGCUGAUGUUAAAUAUAUUUGCCUACUGGCUUCAGACUUCUAGAAUAGAACAAAUAGAGCAUAUUGUUACCAACAAAGCUUUUAAGAAAAGGUAUAUUCCUAAUAUAGAUGACCUGUUUAGAUUAUCUCCCAAAAACCUAGUUCACAAAAGUUGCAAUCAAAAACAGAAGUCUAUAUAGCUUUGUGGAAGAGAUGAAGACACAUGUGAUAAUUGUAGGCGAAUGAAAAGGAAAAGUGACAGACACUGUCUGGUACUUUCUGAAGUAGGCAGAAAGGAUUCUUCCUCUGCUUGCCUCUGUCGUAGCUAGUAAAUAUUCUCCCAGAUCAGAGGAAUAAGAAUUAAAAGGUUAUAGGGUAAGCGUUAUUUUAAAAGGUUGUGCAAACAACUGACUGGGGCAGAGAUGUAGAGGGUUUCCCCGUGUCUUUAUUUCUCUCUAUUUCAGGAGUGAUGGUUUCCAUUACUGUUUCUGACAAUACAUACUUAGUUGUAGAGUCAGAGCAAUUUGGAGAAACUAUGUUUCCUCUCAAAACUUUAAUGUCGCUUUGAAGAAGCGCCUUUUUCGCUGAUCCUUCUUGAGAGGCGCUUUUUAGAAAAGCACCAAUUAUCUAUCUAUCUAUCUAUCUAUCUAUCUAUCUAUCUAUCUAUCUAUCUCAUUCAGCUUCUCUUCUCUUUUUUUAACAGUUUGAUUCUAGUUCCAUACUGGUGUUUAACAAACCAUUUUUUAAAAAAAAGCAAGGUAACAGUACUUAUACAAAAGUACUAAAGUUAUUUAUCUGGGCAGUGGCAAAGGCUGAAAACCCUGGUUUCAAAAACUCAAUCAUCCUCUUCCUAUAUCACACGAAUCUGUGACAUAUUCUGACUAAGCCACUUGAAUAUGCCAACAGUCUUCACUCCCAUCCAAUGUUUCAUGGAGUCCAGCAUAUAUGCCUUCCUGACCUUGCUGGAGAAAUUUCUCAUUAUGUUUCUAGGGGCAUUGUUACAAGCAUGAAAAGAAUUCAAGUGCCAACUGUACAAUUUGAUGUUUUUAUAAUAGGGUGGGGUUGGCAACAACAUCUCUAGAUGGAGCCCAUUGAUUUCAAAUUUUUGUUUUAAUCACAAAUGAUCAAGGUCUCAUGCCCAAUUACCACAAUCUGUGUAUUUGCAUAAGAACUCAUGAGGUUUGGGCCAUUCAAAAAAUUGCUUUGCUGCCUGUGGUAUUACACAAAAAUCCCACGUUGGUGCUUGCCCUGAAAAGUUUACUGGAUGCAGUGAUCAGAUACAGAACCUUUCCAUAGGGCAAUAAGAACAUGUAGUCUUCUUGGAAUGAACAUUAGAGUCCAUCUGCAAAAACAGGAAGUUCUGAGUUACGGUCUGCUCUUCGCAGGCUCGGAUAACAUAGGUAUGGCCUUGGGCCGGCUGAACAGUUUCUGUGUGGUUAGUUGAGCUUACGGUUUUCCUACAGACUGAAAAAUCAGAAAACAAGUUUUCAAUUUUAUUAUCAGUUAUGUCUUGGAUCAGUUUUAAAAAAUGGUUGAGGAACUUCAGAUGUCUUCAACAGUCUGGUAUGAAAUACACCUCUUUCUGUCCCUCUGUUACAAGUGAACCAUCCUGUAGGUUCAAUAAAGCUACAUAUGGCAAUUCUGGAUUACCUAUUUCAACUUCUUUGCUAGUCAUCUCUCAGGUUGGGCUCAUGGUCCUGAACCCCAUUGUCCAUUACUUGGUAUGUUCAAAGUCUUAGAACAAGGAUUUUCUUCUAGUCGCCAUCCUUGUUCUAUACCCGUAGUCCAAAUAGUUUGCCAUAGUUUGCCUCCAGGUAGUGAGGUCAGUCUGGUCCAUUUGAGUGGAACUUUGGGAUUUAAAAACACAUCAACAAUAGUGUAAAGCAAAGAACAUUCUUCAUUACUUUUGAAAAGCUUUUUUUACUGUUUGUACAAACCCUCAUAGAAGCUUAAAAACAAAAUAAAACGUUCUUUCCCUAAA
Molecule: messenger RNA, 10298 nt
Organism: Candoia aspera
Lineage: Eukaryota; Metazoa; Chordata; Lepidosauria; Squamata; Candoiidae
Gene: MAP2K7
Product: mitogen-activated protein kinase kinase 7
Exons: 12
Coding region: 20-1336 (438 amino acids)
Biological process (GO): protein phosphorylation
Molecular function (GO): protein kinase activity; ATP binding
Source: RefSeq, a predicted model, not a curated record